Gekko japonicus is the source of this 1639-nucleotide messenger RNA. It is a transcript of the gene LUC7L, whose product is annotated as LUC7-like. The record is from RefSeq and is a predicted model, not a curated record. Lineage: Eukaryota; Metazoa; Chordata; Lepidosauria; Squamata; Gekkonidae. Gene Ontology annotation, molecular function: mRNA binding. Gene Ontology annotation, cellular component: U2-type prespliceosome; U1 snRNP. The transcript has 9 exons. Gene Ontology annotation, biological process: mRNA splice site recognition.
GAAGACGACGACAGCGGCGGCAGGAGCCGUGGCCUCCCCUCCUCCUCCUCCUCCACUCCCUCCCGCGUUCCCGUCCCGUCGUGCUUUGCGACACAGGGGUCGACCGCUCGCGGCCGGGGCUCGCGCCGCAUCUCCCCCCGCCCCCCCAUUUCUCCUGGUUUCCAAGGAGACGCGGACUUCUCCCUCGCGCCCUCUUCUCCCUUCUCCUCAAACGCCGCCGCCGCCGCCAUUAUGUCGGCCCAGGCCCAGAUGCGGGCGCUGCUCGACCAGCUGAUGGGCACGGCUCGGGACGGAGACGAAACCAGACAAAGGGUGAAGUUUACAGACGACCGUGUGUGCAAGAGCCACCUUCUGGACUGUUGCCCUCAUGAUAUCCUGGCGGGAACGCGCAUGGACCUGGGCGAAUGUACAAAAAUCCACGAUUUGGCUCUCAGAGCAGAUUAUGAGAUCGCGAGCAAAGAGAAAGACCCGUUCUUCGAGAUGGAUGUAAUUUCUCACUUCUCCGGAGCAAAGGCGCGAGCUGCAGCCCAAGUGCUAAGAAAACGGCUCUCCCCUCCCCUGUAGGCAGAGAAGGUGCACGAGCUCAAUGAAGACAUCGGCAAACUGCUGGCGAAGGCGGAGCAGCUGGGCGCCGAAGGGAACGUGGACGAGUCCCAGAAGAUACUGAUGGAAGUCGAGAAGGUCCGCGCGAAGAAGAAAGAAGCAGAGGAGGAGUACCGCAAUUCCAUGCCCGCGUCCAGUUUCCAGCAGCAGAAGCUGCGGGUGUGCGAGGUCUGUUCCGCGUACCUCGGCCUCCACGACAACGACCGCCGCCUCGCCGACCACUUCGGAGGCAAGCUGCACUUGGGCUUCAUCCAGAUCCGCGAGAAGCUGGACCAGUUGCGGAAAACUGUGGCAGAAAAACAGGAUAAGAGAAAUCUGGAUCGGAUGAGACGGAGAGAAGAAAGAGAGCGAGACGAACACGUGGGGCAGCGGUCUGGAUCAAGGAACAGAGAUCGCAGGAGGUCUCGAUCCCGAGAGCGGAGGCGAAGGCGCUCCAGGUCCACUUCCCGGGAGAAGCGGAAGUCCCGCUCCAAGUCCCGCGAGCGGGAGAGGCAUCGGCGCCACCGCAGCCGUUCCGGCAGCCACAGCCGGGGCCACCGGCGGGGAUCCAGGGACAGGAGCGCGAAGCACAAAUCCUCUCGAGACCAGUCCUCGCGGGAGAAAUCGCGGGAGAGGGAGAAGAAAGAGAAGAGCUCCUCCGAAAGAAGGCACGACAGCACCAACGGCAAAUCCCGCUCCAAGAGGUCGGAGGAGAGGGAAGCCGGAGAGAUCUGAACUCCAGCGGAAGGCCUCCCCUUUGCCGUACUGUAUAUAGUCCUCGAGAAAUGUUUUGACGCAGUCAGAAAUGUCCCAUUUAUAUUAACGGAAUACAGCACAUCUUUUGUAGUUCUCAAUUUUUAUUGUUUCUGCAGGCGGGGCAGAGCUGGUAUCGUAACAGUUCUUCAGUUCUUCACCAUUGACCAAGACUUUUUUUUUUUUUAAAGGAAUGAACAGUUAACAGCAACCAGUCUUCAAUGCAGAUAGGUGAUGCAAGCAAAUGAGGCUCCUGGAAGCUAAUCGUGGGGGGGGUGUGUGCGUCAUAGCUUCCUAUAUACAG